This is a messenger RNA of Aspergillus caelatus, 956 nucleotides long. Its product is annotated as alpha/beta hydrolase. Bases 30 to 956 code for a protein of 308 amino acids. The transcript has a single exon. Gene Ontology annotation, molecular function: hydrolase activity. The record is from RefSeq and is a predicted model, not a curated record. NCBI's taxonomy places the organism in Eukaryota, Fungi, Ascomycota, Eurotiomycetes, Eurotiales, Aspergillaceae.
GUUACCCCUCCACUGAUAAUCCUUACAUAAUGUCUGCACCCACAAAGGUCACCUUCCCGUCUUUUACGCUGCAAAUCAGCGGCGAGCUUUAUGCUCCUGCUGCUGGCUCCCCUGAUCGCGGCGGCGCUGCGGUCGUGAUUAGCCAUCCCAUGACCGGUGUUAAAGAACAAACCGCUGCAGACCAUGCCCGAUUGCUCUCUCAAUCUGGGUUCUAUGCCCUCGCAUUCGACGCAGGCUAUCAGGGGGAAAGCACCGGCCAGCCACGCGGGCUGGAAGAUCCCCAUCAGAGAGUCGAAGACAACAAGGCUGCUGUAACCUAUCUGAGCACCCUGAAGGGCAAGGUCAAUCCCAGUCGGAUUGGUGUACUUGGGAUUUGCGCCUCGGGUGGUUAUACAUCGUAUGCCGCGCAGUCGGACAGCCGUAUCAAGGCACUUGCUACUGUGAGUGCCGCUUGCGUUGGCCGUAUGACCCGCAAUGGGGGGCUACACAGGGAAAACAACAAGGAAGUACCUCAGGCCAUUGCUGGUGCACUGCAUGCGGCCGGCCAGUGGCGUAUAAACACAGCUAUCAAUUCCCAUAUCGAACCCCCACCAAUGUUCAGCAGUGAUAUAUCCCAGAUUCCGCAGGAUGCCGACUCGUUCUUCAAAGAUGCCGCCUCCUACUAUGGUUCGCAGCGUGGAAACCACCCGCGCUCAGACCAAAAGGUUCCACCAUCUAGCUACGACCUCAUGGUCAGCUAUGACUCAUUCCAUUUUCAACACCUGAUAUCCCCACGGCCCUUGUUGAUGAUCGCCGGAUCCCAGGCCCAGACUCUCCAUUACAGUGAAGACGCUGUUGCGGCGGCCUAUGAGCCCAAGGAGCUCUUCAUCGUCCAAGGAAAGAACCAUUUCGAUCUUUAUGACGACCUCGCGGUCUCUGGCCCGAAGCUUGUUGAAUUUUUCGGGAAAAAUCUCUAA